Clunio marinus is the source of this 1417-nucleotide messenger RNA. The record is from the annotation of a GenBank genome assembly. NCBI's taxonomy places the organism in Eukaryota, Metazoa, Arthropoda, Insecta, Diptera, Chironomidae.
CGUAUGCUUGGUCUUUACCUUUGUAGAUUUAAUUUCCUAUAAGUUUUUUGCAAUGAAAAUAUUUUUAUGCUUAGCACUUUUUUUAGUGUCUUCAAGUGCUGAAGAAAAAAAAUCUGGAAAAAACCCCAAAGCAGAACCUUUGGAGAAAAAGUUGGACAAACGUGGACUUUUGAAUCUUGGAUAUGGUUAUGGUAUUAAUGGAUUAGACAUUGGAUACAUUGGAGGUAGUGGACAUCAUGGAGGAGCGUAUCAUGCCGCAGCUCCAGUCAUUGAAAAUGCGCCGUUUGCUCACAACUAUGGAGCUCCAAUUUAUUUGGGACAUAAGACUGAUGUUCAGAAAACAAUCACGCAUGUUAAGGGCAUCCCAGUUCCUUAUGAAGUUACUAAACAUGUUCCAUAUGAAGUGCAAAAGCAUGUUCCUUACCCAGUAAAGGUUCCAGUUCCGCAACCAUACGAAGUCGUGAAACACGUGCCAAUUCAUGUUAAAGAAUAUGUGAAAGUCCCAGUUCAUGUACCUUCUCCAUAUCCUGUUGAAAAAAAGGUUCCAUAUCCAGUACAUGUCCCAGUAGAACGUCCAUAUCCCGUUAAAGUUUAUGUUCCAACGCCAUAUGAAGUUAUUAAGAAAGUUCCAUACCCAGUUCAUGUACCCCAACCUUAUCCAGUAGUACAUGAGAAAAAAGUUCCCGUAGAGGUUAUUAGAGAAGUUGAAGUUCCAAGACCGUAUGAAGUUGUUAAACAUGUUCCAGUUGAAGUAAAAGUGCCAGUUGAUAGACCUUACCCUGUCCAUGUACCAGCACCAUAUCCAGUCGAAGUCGAAAAACCAUAUCCCGUUGAAGUUGUUAAACAUGUCAAAGUUCCAGUCCAUGUGACAGUUGAUCGACCAUAUCCAGUUCAAGUUGAAAAGAAGGUUCAUGUUCCAGUUAAAGUUCCUGUUCCAACACCAGUUGAAGUUUACAAGAAAGUUCCUUAUGUAGUAGAAAAGCCAGUUCCAUAUCCUGUGCAUGUUUCAGUCGAUCGACCAUUUAUUCAAGAGAGAAAAAUUCAUUUCCCUGUUGUCCAUGAAAAACCGAUUGGUGUGAAAGUAGCAGUGUCACCACCGAAAUCUUUUGGCGGAAGUUUCAAAUACCCCGAACAUAACUCAUACACUAGUUUUAGUGGAUAUGGUAGCGAGUACAGUUAUCAUCACUAGAAAACGCUAUUAAACAUAAUUUUAUCAUUUUUAAGUUGUGUUUGAACCGCGUUUGUGUUAUACUCGUAAAUUUCCAUGCAAAUAUUUACUUGUCUAUUCUGCUAUCGUUAGAAGAAACUCUCAGAAAUUAUUUACUAUUUAUUUUUUGUUUUCUUUAAAAAAAAAGGAUGUUUUAAGCGUUUUAUCACAAAUAAAAGCAACAUGUUCUAUAAAAAAGUUACUGUGUCC